Molecule: messenger RNA, 1021 nt
Organism: Bombina bombina (fire-bellied toad)
Lineage: Eukaryota; Metazoa; Chordata; Amphibia; Anura; Bombinatoridae
Exons: 4
Coding region: 332-961 (209 amino acids)
Source: RefSeq, a predicted model, not a curated record
UCUGGAGAGAUAUAGCUGACAGUGUCUCCUAUGAAGGUGCUCAUACGAAAUCAGUGGAGCACUGUAAGAAAAGAAUCUUGAAGGCCAAGCUGGCCAGAGAGAAACAGUCUGCACGUACUACAGGCGGUGGUGCGCCUUAUACAGCUGAGCUCUCUUCAUAUGAGUCUCAGGUGAUGGAGAAGCUGGGCUUGAUACUGACGAGGUGACAGCAUCUACCAGUGCUGCUGCUGCUGAUGCUGCCAUUGAUGGGGAUUACACACUCCAAUUGGCCAUCAGUAUCCAUACUGAAUCCAGCCACAGCUUCUCCUCAGUCGCCACACAGCCUGACAUUAUGUGCAUCACCCCUGAUGGAGCAAGCAUUAGCCGAACCACAGCUGAGGUCCGAAGGGCUUUGGGACACCUUCCAACAUCUUCGAUCUCCUCCUCAGAUAUUGAACAUGCCCAUAAUGUUUUGGAGAAGAUCGCCAGCUAUGUUCAACAGAUGAGAGCUAUUGUGGAGGAGGAGUCCCUGGGAGAGACCCAAUAUCCAGAAUCCCAGGAGCAUGGAAUCUCCCAGGGGACAUUUGAUACAGAGGCUCUCAUCUGUGCUGCCCCUCCUGCCCUAGAAGACCCUGCUACCCCUCCUGCAUCUGUUGCUUGUGUCCCAGCAGCUCAUGGCCAUGCUGAUCCUGGCCACGAACUGCCUCCCAUCACUGAUGAUGAGGCAGUUUGUCAAAUGUUAAAUCUGGCCACGCAGUACAGGGUUGAUCACCAUGAAUUGCAUGGGGCAUUAAGAUUAUCUGUCGAUCAACAGUGGCAGAUAUUAGAGAGGGGCAUUAUAGUAGAUAGGGAAAGAUUAGAUUUAGAAAGGGAAAGAGUGAGAAUAGAAAUAGGUAGAAAAGAUUUAGAGAGGGAAAGAUUUGCAUAUAAAAGGAUGAGGGAUAGUGAAAGAUUAGAAUUAGAGAGGGAUAGAUUUUUUUAAGAAAGACAGAAGGAUAGUGAUAGGAUACAUUUUGAUAGGGAGAGAUUAGAAGUAGAUAGG